Messenger RNA from Paramecium octaurelia, 609 nucleotides. Lineage: Eukaryota; Ciliophora; Oligohymenophorea; Peniculida; Parameciidae. The record is from the annotation of a GenBank genome assembly.
CUAAUAAAAUUAUUUUAGCAACUGAGAAAUGUUAUAACUAGGAGGAGAUGAAUAAAUUAGUAUGAUAUAGGACGAAAUCACAAUUCUAGAAUUCCAAACUCUAGAUGGUCCUAAUUAUUGUAUCAAAGUAAUAGAAUAUUUUAAUAAGAUUAAUGAAAACACAAAAAAGUAAUUCGGCUAGGUGAAAUACUUAAAUAAUGAAGAGCGUUUUGUGAAGGUCGAUUAGGCUUAAAAAUUUAAAACAACAGUUUAUGACAACCUUUAAAAGUAUAUAGAAGCACAUUAGUCAGAUUAAGAUAGUUAAAUUCAAUAAUAAUUACCAUAACUUUCAAAUAAAUUAUAAGGUAUUAUUGUUUACGUAAGUUAGAUAUUAUUGAAGAAAGAGAUUAUCAAUUAUUUAAAUCACUUAAAAGAUAAGAACUAUUCGACUUAGCAUGUUUGGCUGAAUUUUUAGUAUAUGAAAAUCUAGCCGAGCUAAUAAUGAGAAUAAUACUUUUCCAUUUAGCGGGUAUAUUUACAUACUUAUCAAAGAGAAGACUAAAAAAGAGAUAGAUAAAUGGAUAAAGGAAGAGUGAAUAUAGAUAUAAAUAUAAUUUAAAAUCAUAAACA